UUGUUGAGGUCAGAUUUGUUGAUUACCAGGCGAAUUUUUUUGAAAUUGUAGCCAGUAAGUUUAUCAUUAUUUCAGAUCUAAUUUGUGUAUUGAAAAAAAAAGCGCCAUGGCGGAUAUGUUCAACGCUAAUUUGGAGAAAAUUUUUGAAAGCAUUAACAGUACGAUACGUUUGGCAGCCGAAUUCGGUGAUACCGAUCAAAAAAACAUCAAGCCGUAUGCUGAGCUAGCAGAGCAACUAGUUGGCUUAACUGUGAAAUAUAAUAUGCAUAGCAAAGCUCUGCAAGAAUCGUCAGGAGAAGUAACGCUGGAAGAGUUUGAUCGCCGAUACCAAUCAAAUAUCACGGCUAGUAAAAGUAACAUAAAAAAUUUGAAGCGCUACAAAGAUUUCAUCUCCCAAGCUAAACUGCUGUUGACCGGCGACGACAGUGGUCCGAGCCCUAACCAGCAGUACGACGAAGAUUUAGAAGUAGAAGCUGCUAUCAGCGAAAUCGAUCCGAUUACCAAGCGUCCGCUGGAAAUACCGGUUCGCAAUCAGAAAUGCAACCACGUAUACGAGAAAAGUUCCAUUGAAUCAUUAAUAAAAAAUAAUGCCCGAACAAGGUGUCCAGUUAUGGGAUGUGCGGCUAGCCAGUACGUCACUCUUGCUGAUUUGGUGGAAGAUAAAAUGCUACAGCACAAGUUGAUGCUUCAACGUCGACAAAGUAUGGAUUUUUAAAUCACAGAAACAUUCGUUCCAAAACACCGACUGAUUAAAUUUGAAAUUGAUUAAAUUGAA
Messenger RNA from Wyeomyia smithii (pitcher-plant mosquito), 775 nucleotides. Its product is annotated as E3 SUMO-protein ligase NSE2-like. Bases 107 to 715 code for a protein of 202 amino acids. Gene Ontology annotation, molecular function: zinc ion binding; SUMO ligase activity. NCBI's taxonomy places the organism in Eukaryota, Metazoa, Arthropoda, Insecta, Diptera, Culicidae. The record is from RefSeq and is a predicted model, not a curated record. Gene Ontology annotation, biological process: double-strand break repair via homologous recombination; protein sumoylation. Gene Ontology annotation, cellular component: Smc5-Smc6 complex; nucleus. The transcript has 4 exons.